AUGCCUCUUGGAUCACCGGGUUCUGGGAAGUCGAUCGUUCAAAUCGAACCCCAACAAGUUGUGCUCAGAAUGAAACCAGGAGAUUCAUUGAGUGUGCCAUACAAAUAUCUGCAUCGCAAGCCGCCCCCUGGAUAUGAUGUCAGGGAUUUUAUGGUUCAAACAAGCGAAUACAAGAAGCUCGGCGUUAACAUGGAAUUUUUCGUCGAAUGUAAUGGGCGAGAAAUGGAAACAAAGCACUGUCCAGAAAUAAAAGAAGGACAAAAGCUUAACUUCAAAAUUAAAUCUGUUACUACCAACUUAUUUAAGAUCACUCUUCUGGAAUGCCGCGAUGGCGCUGACGCGGCUAUAUCGGUAGGAGUCCACGGUUAUACAACAGUUUCUGCUCUCUACAUCACACCACUAUGUGGUUGCGAAUGUGAAAAACCUAGUCAGCAGGAGAAAAAUUCGCCUCUAUGCCAUCAACAUGGUAAUCUUAUUUGCGGCCAGUGCGUUUGCGAAGCAACUCGAGGAGGAGAUAAAUGUGAAUGUCCAUUGGCUACCUAUGGGACAGUAACAGCAAGCAUUCCUGAGAAAGAAGAAACGCCGGAGGAUGGGCCUAGUGAAAAUAACGAGGCGGAGGAGAAUAUCGAGGACACUGCCGAUACCGAUGAAAGGACUGAACAUGACGACAAAACAGCUCCACCACCUGAGACCACUGAAAAUGACUACUCCCCAGAACCUGGCACACCGGAAGAAGCUACCUCUGCAUCAUACAUUAUCUCUGUGUCAGGCUUCACAACUCUCAUCGCAUUAGCGCUUAUCUAA
Molecule: messenger RNA, 804 nt
Organism: Angiostrongylus costaricensis
Lineage: Eukaryota; Metazoa; Nematoda; Chromadorea; Rhabditida; Metastrongylidae
Source: the annotation of a GenBank genome assembly